Molecule: messenger RNA, 4958 nt
Organism: Prosopis cineraria
Lineage: Eukaryota; Viridiplantae; Streptophyta; Magnoliopsida; Fabales; Fabaceae
Product: FIP1[V]-like protein
Exons: 9
Coding region: 135-4400 (1421 amino acids)
Biological process (GO): mRNA processing
Source: RefSeq, a predicted model, not a curated record
UGCUGUGCACUUUGCCUAGGCCAAACCUCAAAACCCUCCUGCCUCCUCAAGGCACACCUUCCUCCAUCGCUGUGUUUCGUUCCAUCUCACUCUUCUCUGUUUCAAUCUCUCUCUUCCCGAAGAACUCCUCUUUUAUGGAAGAUGACGAUGAGUUCGGAGAUUUAUACACUGACGUCCUCCGACCCUUUGCUCCGACAUCUUCCACCGCUCCUCAGUCUUUCUCUGCGCCCCCAUCUGCCACAGGUUCAAUCGAUCUCAAUUUCCAGACCCAUCGACUAGAGAUCCUCCACGGAGCUUCUCACCCUAAUUCGGCUGUUCCCUACCAGUCGUCCGAUCAAACCGGAGCUCCCAAGCGGGACGACUUCGUCGAAGAAUCUGCUCGCGCUGUAGCUUCCAAUUCUGCGCCGGGUUUGAUCGGGCGCGAUGAGAUAGACGAGCGUGGACCUGGGAAGGAAGAUGAAUCAGUUGAGGCUGCUAAGGUUAUUGAACGUGGAGAUGCGGAAUCGGCUGGUAGGGCUUUACAGGAUGUGAACCGCGGUAAGGAAUCUGGCAUUGGUGAUGUGCGCCGCGAAGUUGCUGUGAAAGGAGAUGAUUUGACGGAUAAGGAUGUAAAAUUUGACAUCGAGGAUGACGGUGAUGGAAUUGAAGAGGUGGGUUCCGAGCCAAUUAUUCCUGGGUUAUCAAGCGGUGCUGGCGGCUAUAUUGAUGGUGUGGUUGCUGCAGCAGGCGGUGAAGCUGCCGGAAGGUUUAAUGAGAGCGGUGACAGAGGCGAGGGCGAUGAUUGGGACAGUGACAGUGAGGAUGAUUUGCAGAUAGUGUUGAAUAAUCAUAUGGACAUGGAAAGAGGUGGAAUGGUGGGCGAAGAUGACGAAGAUGAAGAUAGUGAGCUGGUUAUCGUGGCAGAUGGCGACCCAAGUCAGGCAACUGAGGUGCAAGAGUGGGGCGAGAACUCAGCGCAACCCGCUGAUAGUGAGAGGAAGGAUAUGGGUGACUCUGCCAAAGCAAGUGGGGGCGUGACAGUGGUGCCAAAAGUUGGUUAUAGCAAUCAUGGGUAUCAUCCAUUUCAUUCGCAGUUUAAGUAUGUCAGGCCUGGUGCAGCGCCAAUACCUGGAGCAUCUACUGCCCCGGGAGUAUCUGCUGGUCAGAUCCGUCCACCUGCUAACAUGGUUCCUAUGGCUGGUCGUGGAAGAGGGGACUGGAGACCUCCUGGAAUAAAAGGUGCUGCUGCUUUGCAAAAAGGCUUUCAUGCAGGUCCUGGAUUACCUGUUUGGGGCAACAGUGCAGCAGGGCGGGGUUUUGGUGGUGGACUGGAAUUUACUCUUCCCUCGCACAAGACUAUAUUUGAUGUUGAUAUUGAUAGUUUUGAGGAAAAGCCUUGGAAAUAUCCUGGUGUUGACACAUCAGACUUUUUCAACUUUGGUUUGAUUGAGGAGACCUGGAAAGAAUACUGCAAGCAGCUGGAACAACUGCGCCUAGAGUCUACAAUGCAAAGCAAAAUCCGUGUAUAUGAAAGUGGCAGAAUGGAGCAGGAGUAUGACCCAGAUUUGCCCCCUGAAUUAGCUGCAGCAACUGGUAUGCGUGAAGUCAAUGCGGAAAAUACAAAUUCUGUAAAGUCAGAUGCUGGACAAAGUGAUGUUGGAAAAGGUUCUGGGCGUGUGAGGCCACCACUUCCAACUGGGAGAGCAAUACAGGUGGAAGGUGGUCUUGGUGAACGCCUUCCUUCCAUUGACACUCGACCUCCACGAAUCCGUGAUUCAGAUGCAAUCAUUGAGAUUGUUUUGCAGGAUUCUGCCGAUGAUGAUUCCUCUGCAGGGAUUGCUGUUCAAGAUCAAUAUGAGGGAGGAGAGCCCCAGAGAGAUGAUUUUGAAGAGGAGGAUGUUGUUGACGAGGUUCCAAAUGUGGAGCAUAAGUAUUUUGAUGGAUUUCCUCAAGAUUAUAGUAGUAGAAAGAGAGACCUUGCUGGAAAAAGAAUGACAUUCAAGAAGUCCCCACCUGCUGACGUGCUUGAAGGAGGUGAAACUCUGCCUUUCUCUCAGGAAGAAUCAGUCAACUGCACUAGUACUAGGGACCAAACUCCUAGACCCAGUGGCGGCAAUUCUGUCUCCUCUGAUGUGGAAAGGUAUGAAGAAGUCCUGAUUAUUUGCCUAAGUUCAAAACUAAUAGGUUUGGUAUUUUGCAUCUUCACCUAUUUACCAUCUGGGGUUUUCUAUUUACAGGCAGAUAGAAGAAAGGCAAGUUCUCGUAUAACUCCUAGUCGAGAAAUUAAUGACAAUAAAAAAGAAGAUUCUGAUGAAAGCAUGGAAAGGAGAGAUAAUGCACACUUGUCAUCUCCUAUGGCUGAGAAUGCAAGGGAGUCUAGUGUUGGGGAUAAGGAUGCUAAUCUUGAUGAGCCUGGGACGGCUGGUGAAAGUUCCAAAAUAGAGAAGGAGGAAAUGGAUCUUAAUGCAGAGGACAAAAGAGAUACCCUUAAGAGCUGUGAUGGGAAGCCAGAGAAAUUAACAUCUCAAGAUGAGGAACCUGUACUUGAUGAAGUUGAUGAUUGGGAGAACUCAAGAGCAGCAAGAAGUAGUGAUAACAGCAAAGCAAGUUCAGUAAGGAGCAGGGGCUAUCAGAAGCGGCUGGAUGGUUAUGAGGAGGAAGUAGUUCAGGAUGCACAGUCAGCACGUCUGGGUGCAAAUAGACGGCCCUCUGAUGAAAAUGAACAUGAUGAUCUCCAUAGAAGAGAGCAUGACGGAAGGCAAGAACCUGAAAGAGAUCGCCUACUGCCUAAAGGCAGAGAGGAAUCAUACCCUUACAAAGAGUGGCAUCCUAGCUCAGCGCAUCAAUUGCACAUGAAGGCUGAUGGAUUUGGCAGGCAAAAAGAUAGGGACGGCUCUGACAUUGCCUGGGCCCGCAGAGAUGAUGAUCCCUAUGGCAGAAGGGGCAGAAAUGAUGAAGCAAGAAAGAGGGAUAGGGUUAAGGUCCGAGAGAAUGAGAGAAGUGACAGAGAUGAUAGCCUCUAUUCACGAAAACAGUUGGAUAAUGGUAGUUAUAGGGUUCCCUAUGAUAAGGAUAUAGGGUUAAGGGACUCAGGAUACUGGGAAAAAGAUGAUGGCUUGAAGAGUAGGUAUGAAGCUAUGGAAGAUUACCAUAACAAGAGGAGGAAGGAUGAGGAGUAUCUUAGGAGGGAGCAUAUUGAUAAAGAAGAUAUGUUGCAUGGCUACAGGGAGAGUGGCAGUCGGCGUAGGAGAGAAAGAGAUGUAGUGUUGGAUCCACGGAAGAGAAAUGAUCUGCAAAGAAGUAGAGACAACUUAGAUGAUCAUUAUGCCUCAAGGCAGAAGGAUGACGGAUUACUACUGAAGGAGAGGUCUGAUAGGCAGAGAGAUAAGGAGGAGUGGCACAGGGCAAAACAAUCUCAUGAAGAACAUCCAUCAAAGCGUGAAAGAGAAGAGGGAAGGAGUUCUGUAAGAAGUGGACGAGGUGCUGAAGAAAAAUCAUGGGUUGGCCAUGUUAGGGCUCAAGACGAGCACAGAGCUUCUGUGAAAGAGUACCAAUCUAGAGAUGCAACGCGGCCUAGUGAACAAGUGAAGAGAAGGGAUCGAAUUCGAGAUGAAAGUCCUCAUCAUAAGGGUCGUGAGGAUUCUUAUACCCGUGGAAAUCACUAUAGCAGUGAGGAAAAGCGAUCUAGGCAGGAAAGGUCAAGUAGUCGUGGUGAUCGUGCUGCUACUGUUUCAGAUAACCAAAGAGUUAAUGAGAAAAGGCAUAAAGAGGGCACAAGGAGAAGCAAAGAAUCUGAUCUCAGCGAUCAUAAUAGUCUGUCCAAGAGGAAUCAGGAAGAUCAAAGUGGUCAGACCAACAGGAAGAGCUCAAGAGUCUCCAUUGAAGAAGGACGCACUGAGCAAGAAGGGCAUCAUCCUUCCAGAAAACACCGGGAAGACAUUUCAUCAGAUGAUGAACAACAUGAAUCUCGUAGAGGAAGAUCUAAAUUGGAACGCUGGACGAGUCAUAAGGAAAGGGAUUUCAGUGUGACUGGCAAGCCAUCAUCUUCCCUGAAGUUCAAAGACAUUGAUAAAGAUAACAAUGAUGCGUCUUCUGGAGUUGGGAAACCUGUGGAUGAAUCUGCCAAAACAGUUGAGACUGUCGAAAACCAACACAACGCAUCAGCUGAAGGAAAGGAUUCCAUUGAUAUGGAAAGCAAAGAUGCUGAUCCUAAGGGAUCUGGGGAUCGGCACAUUGACACAGUUGAGAAGUUGAAGAAACGCAGUGAGCGGUUCAAGCUCCCAAUGCCAAGUGAGAAAGAGGCUCUGACUAUCAAAAAGUUGGAGAGCGAACCAUUGCCUUCUGCUAAAAGUGAAAAUACUGUGGAUUCAGAAGUCAAACAAGAACGACCAGCACGAAAAAGAAGAUGGAUCAGUAACUAAAUGGGGGAAAAAAACAGGAUCCCACCAUUGCUUUGGCAAAAAUCUACCUAGGCAUCGGCCUAGUUCUGGCAAACCUAGAACCCCAGCUAGCCAGCCAUGCAAUAUCUACGUUGAAGAUCAGAAGAUGGCAUCGUUAGGGUUUCAGAUGAUUUGUAAUUCUUCAGUUGUAAUGUCAUUUUUGUAACCAUGCUUCUUCCAACAUAUGCAUUAUACUAUAUGUAUAUACAGGUGAAAACGUAAAAUUGGAACUGGUCACUGUAAUAGGUGACACAUUUUUCUGAUCUCGGCUGAGGAUUGUGUUGGGAAUUUGACUAGGGUCGGAUACAAAUGCAUCCAGAAACCAUUGACAUGGAUGAUGAGGCAUGAGCCUAAUACUGGUCACCUCUUGUGGCCCUGGCAGGUCCGAGUAUUGAAAAGAAAAAACAGGAAGCGUCCUGGUUGGCGGAGGACCGUUGUAAGAUGUCGAAGGCGCCUGUCUUUUGUUCUAGUCUUGUAGAUUAUGAACAAGCUCUGGCAACUGUUUUACUAUAUCACUUUUAUUCUUCUUUCCGAUCAUAA